AUGUACCCGCAUCCGGCAGUGCCCGCUGCAAUGUCGUGCGUAUCGCGCGCUUUCCUCGCCACCACCCUACUGGCCAUCCUGUAUUCAGGAUGGUGUUCAGAAGACGAAGAACGUUUAGUUCGCGACCUUUUCAGAGGAUACAAUAAAUUAAUACGACCUGUCCAAAACAUGACACAGAAAGUGGAUGUGAGAUUUGGUCUUGCGUUUGUACAACUCAUUAACGUCAAUGAGAAGAACCAAAUUAUGAAAUCAAACGUUUGGCUCCGUUUGGUUUGGAUGGAUUACCAGUUGAUGUGGGACGAAGCUGACUACGGCGGUAUUGGCGUAUUAAGAUUACCGCCUGACAAGGUUUGGAAGCCAGAUAUAGUUCUUUUCAAUAACGCUGACGGAAAUUACGAAGUCCGAUAUAAAUCAAACGUGCUUAUAUAUCCUAAUGGAGAAGUACUUUGGGUCCCACCAGCUAUAUAUCAGAGCUCGUGCACGAUUGACGUAACCUACUUUCCAUUUGACCAGCAAACGUGUAUCAUGAAAUUCGGAUCUUGGACGUUCAAUGGGGACCAAGUAUCACUGGCGCUAUACAACAACAAGAACUUUGUUGAUCUUUCCGAUUAUUGGAAGUCAGGAACAUGGGAUAUCAUAGAAGUACCGGCUUAUUUGAACAUUUAUGAAGGCAAUCAUCCAACUGAAACUGAUAUUACGUUCUACAUUAUAAUUCGACGGAAAACAUUGUUUUACACUGUAAACUUAAUAUUGCCGACUGUUUUAAUUUCGUUUCUUUGUGUACUUGUAUUUUAUUUGCCAGCUGAAGCUGGUGAAAAGGUAACCUUGGGUAUCAGCAUUUUACUUUCUCUGGUUGUGUUCCUGCUUCUGGUAUCGAAGAUUCUUCCACCGACAUCGCUUGUACUUCCACUUAUCGCUAAAUAUUUAUUAUUCACAUUCAUUAUGAAUACUGUCAGUAUUCUGGUUACGGUUAUCAUAAUCAAUUGGAACUUCAGAGGACCCAGAACUCAUAGGAUGCCAUUAUGGAUUCGAAGCGUUUUCCUGCAUUAUUUACCAGCUAUGCUGCUUAUGCGGAGACCGAGAAAAACUAGAUUGCGCUGGAUGAUGGAAAUGCCCGGAAUGGGUGCUCCACCCCAUGCAGCGGCACCACACGACCUCCCGAAACAUAUAAGUGCGAUUGGUACCAAACAAAGCAAAAUGGAGGCAAUGGAGCUAUCGGACCUACAUCAUCCAAAUUGCAAAAUAAACCGUGCUGCCGGCGGAGGUGAAGUUGGCGCUCUUGGAGAUCUUGGUGCACUGGGUGGUCUGGGACUUGGAGGAGAAAGACGCGAAUCGGAAAGUUCGGAUUCACUUCUACUUUCUCCUGAAGCGGCAAAGGCUACGGAAGCAGUCGAAUUCAUUGCGGAACAUUUACGAAAUGAAGAUCUUUACAUUCAGACUCGCGAAGACUGGAAAUACGUGGCAAUGGUUAUUGACAGAUUACAGCUGUACAUUUUCUUCAUAGUCACCACAGCAGGAACGGUUGGGAUACUGAUGGAUGCACCACAUAUUUUCGAAUAUGUUGACCAAGAUCGUAUUAUUGAAAUUUAUCGAGGAAAAUAA
Messenger RNA from Bombyx mori (domestic silkworm), 1602 nucleotides. It is a transcript of the gene nAChRbeta1, whose product is annotated as nicotinic acetylcholine receptor subunit beta 1. Gene Ontology annotation, cellular component: synapse; plasma membrane; neuron projection. Lineage: Eukaryota; Metazoa; Arthropoda; Insecta; Lepidoptera; Bombycidae. Gene Ontology annotation, biological process: signal transduction; regulation of membrane potential; monoatomic ion transmembrane transport. The record is from RefSeq and is marked provisional. Gene Ontology annotation, molecular function: acetylcholine-gated monoatomic cation-selective channel activity; transmembrane signaling receptor activity.